AUGGAGGAGAAGCUUCUGAGAGUACUGAGAGAGAACAAGGAGGCUUUCCGGUGGAGCAUAAAUGACAUUAAGGGCAUUAGUCCUUCCAUAUGCACUCAUAGAAUUCACCUGAAGGAGGAGUUCAAACCAAAAGUACAACCCCAAAGGCGAUUAAAUCCUAAUCUGAAAGAAGUAGUGAAAAAGGAGGUAAUUAAGUUAUUGGAUGUCGAUAUUAUAUUCCCAAUCUCUGAUAGCCCUUGGGUGAGUCCUGUGCAGGUGGUACCAAAGAAAGGAAGGACUACUGUUAUGCAAAAUGAGCAACAAGAGCUCAUCACAAUCAGAAAGGUAACCGGAUGGAGGAUGUGUAUUGACUACAGGAAGCUUAAUGAAGCCACCAGGAAGGAUCACUUCCCUCUACCCUUUAUUGAUCAGAUGUUAGAGAAUUGUGUACAUAACUUGAAUUUAGUUUUGCAGAGAUGCAGGAAAGCCAAUUUGAUUUUAAAUUGGGAGAAGUGUCAGUUUAUGGUUGAUGAAUGCAUUAUUUUGGGGCACAAAGUGUCAGGAAAAUGUAUUGAAGUAGACCCUGCCAAGAUUGAGAUUAUUUCUAAACUACCUCCCCCUACAAGUGUCAAGACAGUGUCAGGAAAAGGUAUUGAAGUAGACCCUGCCAAGAUUGAGGUUAUUUCUAAACUACCUCCCCCUACAAGUGUCAGGGCAGUCAGGAGUUUUCUAGGGCAUGCUGGAUUCUAUAGGAGGUUUAUACAAAACUUCUCAAAAAUAUCAAAACCCCUUUCUGAAUUAUUGGCUAAAGAUGUAGAGUUUAAAUUUGAUGAAACAUGUUUAUCUGCUUUCAUGAAAUUAAAAGAGAAAUUAACAAUUGCUCCUGUGAUUGUGGCCCCUGACUGGUCUUUACCUUUUGAGCUAAUGUGUGAUGCUAGUGAUGCAACGAUGGGAGCAGUUCUGGGACAAAGGCGAGAUAAGGAUGCUAAACCAAGGAUUAUACGGUGGAUCCUUCUCCUCCAAGAGUUUGAUGUGGAGAUUAGAGACAAAAAAGGAAUAAGGGAACUCACGGUGAAGGAGAUCAAGGAUUCUUUUCAUGAUGAAAGGCUCCUCUCAAUCUCUAAGGCACUUUGGUAUGAGAAUUUUGUAAAUUAUCUGGCGGGUAAUGUAACUCCUAAACUACUUGACAAGCAUACGCUUAGAAAGUUUUGGUCUGAUGUGAAGCAUUAUAUUUGGGAUGAACCUUAUCUCUUUAAGAUUUGUGGGGACAAUAUGAUUAGGAGGUGUGUUUCAGAGAGUGAAGUUAAUGAGAUUCUUAACCAUUGCCAUUCUAGGGAGGUGGGAGGUCAUUGUGGCCCAUCAAAAACCGCUCAUAAGGUCCUGCAGUGUGAUUUUUAUUGGCCUAGUUUGUUUAAAGAUGCUCAUUUAUAUGUUAAGUCAUGUGAUAUGUGUCAAAGAAGUGGAAAUAUAUCUAGGAAACAUGAAAUGCCUCUUAGUAAUAUCUUAAUUUGUGAAUUAUUUGAUGUCUGGGGCAUAGACUUCAUGGGGCCUUUCCCCAAAUCCAUGCAUAAUGAAUGUAUAUUAGUAGCUGUUGAUUAUGUUUUACCCACCAAUAAUACUCGAGUUGUGAUUAAAUUUUUAAAGAAAAAUAUUUUCACUAGAUUUGGCACCCCUAGAGCUAUUAUUAGUGAUGGUGGCACCCAUUUUUGCAAUAAACAAUUUGAAGCUCUUUUGACAAAAUAUGGUGUUACCCAUACGGUGGCCACUCCUUAUCAUCCCCAAACUAGUGGACAAGUUGAGAUAUCUAAUUAG
Messenger RNA from Abrus precatorius (Indian licorice), 1791 nucleotides. RefSeq lists its product as uncharacterized. Bases 1 to 1791 code for a protein of 596 amino acids. Gene Ontology annotation, biological process: DNA integration. The transcript is spliced from 5 exons. The record is from RefSeq and is a predicted model, not a curated record. Lineage: Eukaryota; Viridiplantae; Streptophyta; Magnoliopsida; Fabales; Fabaceae. Gene Ontology annotation, molecular function: nucleic acid binding.